GAUCGAACACGGGUGGUAAAUUGGAAAAUAAGAAUUUCCAGUCAUCCAUCUCAGCUUGAACACCACACUCUCACCAUUUUCUCGGUUGGUUUCUCUCCGAUUGAUUCGACCAUUCAGCGAAGCCCUCAAUUAGAUUGUCUCGAGUCCUUCGAACCUUUGGAUCAAGAAGUAUGGCUCUACCAUUAUAUGUUCCAUUCGCCUACAUUACCUUUCUCUUUGGGCUACUUUGGCUCUUCUCCCGUUAUUAUCGUAAUCGAGCCUUGCGCCGACCACCACCACCACCAUGGUUUCCGGAACCUCACACGGCUCGAGAUCUUUACGUGAGUCUAUUGAGUAUGGACCCACCACCUCCACAACCGGUUCUAGUUUCUGCAUUGAUUGCAAGAGCGAUUACAGAUGUACAACGAAUCUGGGCCAUCAAAGAAGCUAAACAAGCUAUGACGAAUUUAUUACAAAAAGGACAAGUAGGAGAUGAUCUUUGGGAAAGAUUAGCAAUAGGAGAAAAAGAAUUAGAAUUAGAAUUAUCAGAAGUGGUUUCUGAAGCGAAUGAAUUUGCCGAAGGUUGGGGUCAAAUGAUCUUUAGUGUGGCUGCAGAAGCUGCUCAAGCUAUUAAGGCUAAAGAGAUUUAUAAAGAUAUUGAAAAAAAUCGAAAGUUGAAAGCAACGAUCCCUUCAUCUGAUUUUUACAAUCCGAGUGAACUUUCGAUCCUAAAUUCAAAGGCCGCCAUACCCGCAGCACAGCCAAAACCAGUAGCAGCACCAUCACCAGCAAAACAAGCCAUGUUAGAUGCCAUCAAAGCAGCUCAAGCUAAGCAACAACUACUAGAGCAACAAAAACAACAACAAGCAGCAAAUGGGAAAAAAGGCAAAGGAUCGGUCGUAUCUACACCUUCUAAGAAUGACAAUCGACCACCUGAUUCAGUUAAUAGUAGUAUUGGAGGUGGAGGAAGGAGUGUUAGUAAUGGUGGUACACCUCGUACACCUGAAACUGAAGAUGUUGAAAGUGGAAGUGAAGGAGGUGAUUCUAGACCGAUGUCUAAGGCUGGUUCUCUUUCUGCUAGUAAGAAGAAAAAACCAAAAAGGAAAAAGAAAGCAUGAUUGGAAACUUUCUAUCUGAUUAGAGAUUUUUUGGGGGAGAAAGGGUUUGAAGGGAAGGGUUGAAUUACAAAGUAUUGAUUGCAAAAAAAGCUCAUGAUCUUUUUUUCUGGAUUUGGGUCUUUUAUUUUUCUUUAUUUUUUUUUCAAAUUCAAGAGAGGUUUUUCAAUAGAACUGAUGAUUUUGAGUUUGAUCUUGAUGAUAAAUUGAGAGGAUCUAAUUGAUGGAUAUGUUUUAGACCUCAAAACUUAAAAAGUCCACAAUUCUAUUUGUUCAAUUGUGAGAUCCAUUCUGUUCUGCAAUGUGUAUGUAGAUAAAUCAUCCAUCAGAUAAUUUCAUAGACUUUUUUGCUUGGGAUCAAUAAGCUAUUUGUCUGCU
This is a messenger RNA of Melampsora larici-populina 98AG31, 1472 nucleotides long. RefSeq names its product putative endoplasmic reticulum translocation complex chain Sec66. Bases 171 to 1097 code for a protein of 308 amino acids. Gene Ontology annotation, biological process: post-translational protein targeting to membrane, translocation. Gene Ontology annotation, cellular component: Sec62/Sec63 complex. The record is from RefSeq and is a predicted model, not a curated record. The transcript has 4 exons. Lineage: Eukaryota; Fungi; Basidiomycota; Pucciniomycetes; Pucciniales; Melampsoraceae.